Molecule: messenger RNA, 2867 nt
Organism: Tachysurus fulvidraco (yellow catfish)
Lineage: Eukaryota; Metazoa; Chordata; Actinopteri; Siluriformes; Bagridae
Product: nuclear valosin-containing protein-like
Exons: 23
Coding region: 194-2806 (870 amino acids)
Biological process (GO): ribosome biogenesis
Cellular component (GO): nucleus
Molecular function (GO): RNA binding; ATP hydrolysis activity; ATP binding
Source: RefSeq, a predicted model, not a curated record
CAACAUUAUUUAUUAGUUUGCGUUUUUGAAAUAAAAUAGAAGAAAGUUUGAUUCACAUGGCAGGUCUCGGGAUUUAAUUAAAACCUAAUACAUUUAUAAGAUAUAGGUAAGCGUGUUUUACACAUUUAACUCUUUUUUUGUUUACAUCUAAAACAAAACAAAAUAAAACCGGGAAGAAACUCAGGAAAAAACUAUGAAGAACAGAAAUACUAGCUACAUAGACCAGCGACUCAAACAGAGAGUUGAACAGUACCUGAAAUCCACCAACACACAGUAUGUUGAUGUUGCUGAAAUGGCUGCAGAAUUUCAGCAACAGUACAGGAUGGAUUAUGGCCGAAGGAACAAAACAGCCUUUCGGAUACAGGUGGAAAAAGUGCACAAGGUCAUAUGUGAUGAGUCUGGGAUCUCAGCACUGGAAGACAAACACUUGGCUAAAAGAGCAAGACGCAGCAAAGAGGACGAGGGUGAGGACAGCAGUGUGCUGAGUGACAGCUCAGACAGCGAGGCAGAUUUCUCUGAAAAUGAGAACACCAAUCACAUGAACAACUCACUGAUGUCCCUGUAUUGUAAGGGAAAUCCUGAGAACAGAGCAGGGAAAAAGGAGCAGGGCAACAGCAGCCCAAAUCCAGCCCCACAGAAGGGUUCAGCAGCAGAGGGCAGCAGUAGAAGUUGUACCUCAAAUCCCACCACCACUGUUUCUGCAGGUGGCUGGUUCAUUGAUAAGACAGGAAGAAAAGAUCAGGAAAACAUCCUGAUCGACUUGUCUGCCGAAUCAGCCAGCUCUGCGGUCACGAAAGACACCGAUUUAUCAGCGCUGGAGCCUGAAAAGAAGCCAAAGAGCAAGAAGAAAGAACAAAGAAAAAAACAGAAAGAAGGAGGUAGUAAAGGUGUAGAUGCUGACAUCGAGGAAGGUGUCAUGGCCAAAAAAGCUCGGACCAAACCUCCCGAACUUCAGCAUUCCACAGUGAAGUUUGAAGACGUUGGCGGUAGUGAGGAAACUCUGACGGAGUUGUGUAAAUUACUCAUCCAUAUGCGUCAUCCUGAAGUGUAUCAGCAGCUAGGAGUGGUGCCUCCACGAGGUUUCCUUCUUCAUGGGCCACCUGGCUGUGGGAAAACCCUCCUCGCUCAAGCUGUUGCUGGGGAAAUGGAGUGGCCCAUAUUGAAGGUCUCUGCUCCAGAGCUGGUGUCGGGCAUCUCGGGGGAAUCGGAGCAGAAACUACGUGAGCUGUUUGAGCAAGCUGUGAGCUGUGCUCCCUGUAUUCUGUUCAUUGAUGAGAUUGAUGCCAUCACCCCAAAGAGAGAGGUGGCCUCCAAGGACAUGGAGAGACGGAUUGUUGCUCAGUUACUCACCUGCAUGGAUGACUUGAAUUCCUCACACAUCCCAGCUCAGGUGUUGGUUAUUGGCGCCACCAACCGGCCCGAUUCUUUAGAUCCAGCAUUGAGAAGGGCGGGCCGUUUCGACAGAGAAAUCUGUCUGGGAAUACCAGACGAAGGAGCACGUAUCAAAAUUCUUCGUACUCUUUGUCGGAAGCUGAAGCUGGCAGCAGACUUUGACUUUGCACAGCUGGCACGGCUCACACCUGGAUAUGUCGGUGCGGAUCUGAUGGCACUGUGCCGCGAGGCAGCCAUGACUGCUGUAAACCGACUCCUGCUGCUGCAGCUCGAAACUGGCACCAAGUGUCAGAACAUCAAUGAUGACAGUACCAAGUCCCAGGAUGUAAGCAUGUCCAGUGAUGUGGCAGAAGACAGUGGACAGGCUUCUGAUCAUUUAAAUGCAAAACAGGGGGAGCUAGAUCAACUGCUGUCUCUGCUGAGAAACAGCGAAUCUCUGAGUGAGGAACAGCUUUCUGAUCUCUGCAUUGUAAUGGAUGACUUCAAGGAGUCUUUGGCACGGGUCCAACCAUCUGCCAAACGUGAAGGUUUUGCCACUGUGCCUGAUGUCACCUGGGAUGAUGUCGGUGCACUGCAAGACAUUCGGGAGGAACUCACCAUGGCCAUUUUGGCUCCUAUACGUAGUCCAGAGCAGUUCAAAGCCCUGGGAUUGAGUGCCCCUGCUGGAGUACUGCUUGCUGGACCUCCAGGCUGUGGAAAGACUCUUCUUGCCAAAGCUGUUGCCAACGAGUCUGGUUUGAACUUUAUAUCUGUCAAGGGUCCCGAGCUACUGAACAUGUAUGUUGGUGAAAGUGAACGGGCAGUACGCCAGGUGUUCCAGAGAGGACAAAACUCUGCCCCCUGUGUCAUCUUUUUUGAUGAGAUUGAUGCCCUUUGCCCUAGACGGUCUGGCCAUGAGUCAGGAGCCAGUGUGCGUGUCGUCAAUCAGUUGCUGACUGAGAUGGAUGGGUUGGAGACGCGUCGCCAGGUAUUUAUCAUGGCCGCCACCAACCGGCCAGAUAUCAUUGAUCCAGCAGUGAUUCGACCAGGUCGUUUAGACAAAACAUUGUACGUGGGUUUGCCUCCAGCUGAAGACAGACACGCCAUAUUGGUCACUAUUACCAAGGGAGGAACUAAACCUCGCCUGGCCUCAGACGUGAACUUGGAGGAAAUUGCCCAUGACGAACGGUGCGACUGUUUCACUGGGGCAGACUUGUCAGCACUAGUUAGAGAGGCUUCAGUUAAUGCAUUAAGAGCCCAUCUCUACUCCCAGACAGCUGUACGACAUGCAGGGCAUACAUCCUCCGGGUCUGUUAAAGACAUAAGAGUUAGCAGACAAAAUUUCGAGGAGGCUUUUAAGAAGGUGCAGCCGUCGGUGUCCAAAGAAAACCGGCUCAUAUACGACAAACUGCGCCAAUCUCUCUCUAGGGAGUAGCCGAGAGUAUUGUUUUUUUUAUUGUUUUGAUGUUCAAAUAAACAUUUCUUUUUGGAGUUCA